GCGAGGGAGAGAGCCUGUCGACAAAAUUCAUCCUUUGGUAUCCAGAUCUGAUAAUCGGACGAGCAGCUGACCGGCUCGUGUGUUCGUUCAAUAUGCUCAAAUUUGGGCUUAAGUGCUACAAAUUCCUUCACGAUCCCGACCCUGGACCUCAAGUGCGCUACGGGAAUCAUUGCUUUGGUUUAUUGACACCUGGAGAGGCUGAGCUCGUUUGUCCAAUCCCUCGAUUUGCUUGAAUUCCGUGCUUCGCAAUGCGUGGGUCUGCGCUCGGGCUCAAAGCGGCCAUCUAUCGCCACAGUAUGGGGCUCGAAGAGAUCCUCGGACUGAUCGUCGGACACGAGGGUGCCCAGAUUCAGAACAUCGCGCUCGGAUGCUUUGCUCCACGGACCUACUUUCAAACCUCCUGAUUCAGACGAAGAUGAGGGUGUGGACGAGGACGUGUCAAACCACGGUGGCUGUGGUAUGCGCCAACUUGAGUGAUGGUUCAGUGUGGGUACCAUGAUGCCCGUGGGAUCGACAUUCACCACACGUGGUUGUGAUGAGGCAGAUCUUGAAGGUGGAGUCAAGGAUGAUCUCCUGGCAUGGUUCCUGCAGCUCCAGCAGAAUUGAUUUUGCAGAAGGGUUUUGUUAUAAGGUCAGUCUCAAGGCUUCAUCAAUACAGUACAGUCUCGAGUACAGGAUUUUGCAGAUGAGUUCAACCGUUGGAUCAUACCAGGCGAUUGCUUGCGCAGGAAGCUAUCAACAGUUAUGUUUUGUGUAGUUUUUUUGUAUAAAUAGAGGAGAAUGAAGGUAGGGAUAAAUGUAACUUCAUUCUCAUUUUCAAUUUUAGAACAAACACUUUUGAGAGACAAAUUGUAAGGGAAACACAAUUUGGGGAAAAGUGAGUACGAGUG
This is a messenger RNA of Marchantia polymorpha subsp. ruderalis, 890 nucleotides long. NCBI's taxonomy places the organism in Eukaryota, Viridiplantae, Streptophyta, Marchantiopsida, Marchantiales, Marchantiaceae. The record is from the annotation of a GenBank genome assembly.